Messenger RNA from Daphnia pulicaria, 1886 nucleotides. RefSeq lists its product as uncharacterized. The transcript has 5 exons. The record is from RefSeq and is a predicted model, not a curated record. NCBI's taxonomy places the organism in Eukaryota, Metazoa, Arthropoda, Branchiopoda, Diplostraca, Daphniidae. The coding region runs from base 676 to 1845 and encodes 389 amino acids.
CUCAAGAAACCUGAAGCCGCAACAACAAAAGCGGAAGCGCUUUAUUAGACAUAAUAAUAAAACCGUUCAAACAUUUCCAGGCAACCGUUUCUUUAUAUGAUCCUCUGCAUUCAAUUUCUCCGAAUGGUUAUCGAUUGUUGAUCUUUUUGACGUAAUCCGGCGGAUCGUAUUUCUCCGCACUUGCUCCAGGGCGGAUCAUUUGAAUGACAAUGGCCGAAUUUGUAUUGGUCCCCUUUGACAAUGAUUCCCGUAAUCCGCCGGAUCACUCCAAAGCGCCGGUCUGCGUCGGAAGAAUAAGAGCUAGGGUAGGGAGAGGCGAGAAAAAGGGGCUGCUCGGCCGCCACCCAGACGUGUUGUGUGCUGGUGUCAGUCGGAGCAGCGUCGAGAGAAACCCGUCCUGAAUAUCUGAUACAUAGUUUUCGCCUGUUGCGUUAUAUAGUUGUCCUUAUUCUUUCUCUUUCUCUGCUCUGCCAUCCAAACCGAAAGAAACAAGAACAAAGGCAAAAAGAGAGAGAAAGAGAGGUUCGAUAUUAUUCCUCCGGCCCUUGCAACACACCCGCCAGCCCACCACCCCUCCUCCCAAAACAAAAAAGAGAUUUAUGCAUAGACGUUUUCCACGUCUCAACUCUCCCCAGCGGAUAGCGACGCAGCAAUCGUCUUAUCGCGGAGCGCGACAUGUCAAACCGGCCCAGCACUGCAGCGACAGGGGCAGCAGCUUUCUACCCGCGAGACCUGCUCAACGACCGCCAGGUGAAAAGCUGGGGAAAUGUUCCGAGAGAGAACCUGCGGGACCUGCUGGACCGCAUCCAACUCAAACGUCAAAGUGGAGCGGCCGUUCCAUGUUCGACUACUACGACGCCAUUUUUCGCCAGCGAUUGGAAAACGUCAAUCCUUAUGGUAAUGGGCUGUCUGCUCCUGGCCCAGCAAGCCACUUACUCACCCUUCAUUUGGCGGGCUGGCUCAGCUCUGAUUUCGACACUUCUGGCCGGCCGCGAUAACUACCAGCAGCAGUGUUACAUCCAAAUGCCAGUGGACAAUCGAAACGUAUUCCGGCCGCCCGUCGACUGCAAUUUUUGCCGGGACGUCCGUCAAGUCGACAUUGUCCAGCACAUUUCUCCGCAGGAUUUUGAAUCGACUUAUGCGUACAGCGGGCGGCCGGUGAUCGUGAAAGAUGCGCAGGCCAACUGGACGGCAGCGGACGUGUUCAGCUACGAAUUCUUCAGCGAGUUGUACACGAAAGAAUUCGGCGGCUCAUCUUCGGCUCGAUCUCGUCAUCAGCGAUGUCAAUUCUUCCCGUACAAGACGGAAUUCCGCUCGCUCGACGAGGCUCUGACGAUGGGCGACCGGCGCAAAUCCGAGCGGCCCUGGUAUUUCGGCUGGAGCAACUGCGACUCGCAGAUGGCCGACGUCCUGCGACGCCACUAUUCCCGCCCUGACUUUCUACCCGAACGCUCCGAGUCGUCGCGCACCGAUUGGAUCUUCAUGGGUACCAGCGGAUUGGGCGCCCACAUGCACGUUGAUCACGUCAGUUUGCCCUCGUGGCAGGCGCAGAUCCGCGGACAGAAACUCUGGUCGCUGGAGCCGCCGCCCGAAUGUUUCUACCAAUGCCAGUCGAUGGAAAUCACCGUGCAACCCGGCGACACCAGUGAGUUGUUGACAAUCCUUCUUCUUCCGCUCUGCUUUAUUUUUUGGGGUUUGUUUUUUAAUUGGAUAAAUGUCGUGUUGCUCGGUUGCAGUCGUUCUGGAUACCAACAUCUGGUACCACAAGACGAGCGUCGUCUCCGAGGAUGUCAGCAUCACCAUCGGCUCCGAGUACGACUGAGGAAUUCCGUCAUUUCCACUUGACUUUUAAAAGAGCACGGCCUAUUCUUUAGUUAAAGACGUUU